This is a messenger RNA of Physeter macrocephalus (sperm whale), 386 nucleotides long. Its product is annotated as brain-specific angiogenesis inhibitor 1-associated protein 2-like. Gene Ontology annotation, cellular component: nucleoplasm; cytosol. The transcript has 3 exons. The record is from RefSeq and is a predicted model, not a curated record. Gene Ontology annotation, biological process: actin filament bundle assembly; positive regulation of actin filament polymerization; actin crosslink formation. NCBI's taxonomy places the organism in Eukaryota, Metazoa, Chordata, Mammalia, Artiodactyla, Physeteridae. The coding region runs from base 92 to 349 and encodes 85 amino acids.
CUGUGCGCUUCGUGUUCGCAGUCUUUGCGGCGUCCGCAGUCGCAGCUGCUUGCGCCCCCGCUCCGGUCAGUGGUGCCUCCGGACCAGCACCAUGUCGCUCUCUCGGUCGGAGGAGAUGCAUCGGCUCACGGAAAAUGUCUACAAGACCAUCAUGGAGCAGUUCAACCCCAGCCUGCGGAACUUUAUCGCCAUGGGCAAGAACUACGAGAAGGCGCUGGCAGGUGUGACGUAUGCUGCCAAAGGUUAUUUCGACGCCCUGGUGAAGAUGGGCGAGCUGGCUAGCGAGAGCCAGGGCUCCAAAGAACUCGGUAAGACCCUUAAAUGUGGCAGAGACCCCAGAAGUCCCUGAAGUCGUUGGAUGUCCCCAUGCCGAUGUGGGACCCCGC